Molecule: messenger RNA, 2317 nt
Organism: Mytilus trossulus (common blue mussel)
Lineage: Eukaryota; Metazoa; Mollusca; Bivalvia; Mytilida; Mytilidae
Product: Rieske domain-containing protein-like
Exons: 3
Coding region: 150-614 (154 amino acids)
Molecular function (GO): 2 iron, 2 sulfur cluster binding
Source: RefSeq, a predicted model, not a curated record
UCAAAUGUAAAUACAAACAAGGGCGCCAGAACAUGUGUUUUUAAAAUGCUGAAAACAUUGAUAUAGACCUACAUCAUGUAUCAAGAUGAGGAAAUCAUACAUGAAUUUCAAGUUUAAUAGACUGAUUUAACCAGAGUUAGAGGCCUGAAAUGCAAAGCAGUUACAAAAUAUUCAUCCCUGUUGAUGGGAUAAAAUACUCUGAUUUGUUUGACUGGUCUGAUCCUUCACAAAAAUGUAAAGUAGUACAAACUUCAAUACAGCGUCCUGGUUUACUGCGACAGAAUAGUAGAACUGGUUCCUUAAUCAACUGUAAUGAGCAGAAAAUAGCCUUGUUCAGACAUGGAGUAGAUGUGUUUGCCAUUAAUGAAAAAUGUCCACAUGCAGGUGGUCCACUGCAUUUAGGAGACAUUGAAGAAAUGCCAGAUAAUACUUUAUGUAUACGAUGUCCGUGGCAUAGCUGGAGGUUUGAUUUACUGACUGGGAAAGUAAGAAUGCCAAAAGGACAAAACCGUGAAGCCAAAGUUUAUCCUGUCAAUGUUGGAGAAAAUGGAAAACUCUCUAUAGGGUUUGAUGAAUUUAAUGCUAGAUAUUUUAGUGGAGACAUUGAUUUUUAAUCAUAGCUGAUACAUGAAGAGGGUAACUAAUAUCCCAGAAGAUGAUAGGCUACAUCUAGAAGAGAAUCGUUACUCCUUGACUUCAGAGAGGUUAGGGAAGACUGCAGAAAUAUGUAAAAGAGUUUAUAAAUUUUUUUCAGAAAAGAUACAGAAAAUAGCAGUGUGAAUUUGUAAUUUUAUUGUAGCCUUGUGAAAUUAGAUCUUAACCAUGUUAACAAGGAAAUUGGUAUUAUUGUUAUUUAAAAAAAAUGUUCCUUGUUAGUUAUUUUGUUAAAGAUUGGAAUUUAUCUAUUUGUAAGCAACUUGGCUGCCAGUGGCUUAAAAUGCAUGUUUACCUGAAAAAUAUCAAAAAUUGUAUUUAUGGAUGUAUAAUCCAUUUUUCAAAAUAACAAAUUUCCUGGAGGUUUGUAUGAGGACUUGAGCAAAAAUAGUAUGCAGGCUUUGACAAAAUUAAGAAUUAAAUUAUCCAUUUAAAUGUUUUUUUCUCCUCAAUCCACUUAAAUUGGUACCCACAUACACAAACGAAUCCACACUAUUUUAUUUGCAUCGACAAUUUUUUUUUCACUUCAGUCUCACUAAAAGAAAGCCUACUAUACAUGUACAAUUAAUGGGUAGUAUAUAUUAAGUAUAAAAUUUGUUAUUGAUAUUUGUUUAAUAUGUUCUGUAAUGCAUGUUUGAAUGUCUUUUACAGUUUAUACAUUGUACAUGUUAGAGUUAAAACAUGCAAAGAUGAUAAAAAAGUGCAUUAAAUGUUUUUGAUGAAUUGAAUUACAGUAUAUUUCUAGUCCAAUGAAAAUUGCUUGUUAUCAUACAAAUGUAUUGUGUAUAUUUAGUUUGUUAUAGUUUUUAUGAAGUAUAUUGGUUACUUUUAGUUUCAAUGUUAUGAUAGACACUUAAAGAUAUUAAGGAGAGAAGUUGUUGAAGUGGUAGAAAAAGAUAAGGAUUAGAAAAAGUACACAAAAAAAAGAAAUAGCCAAAAAAAAAGCAUAGUAAUUUAAAAUCCUUUUUUAAUUCCCUAAUAUAAAAUGCUCAUGUAAAGUAGUUUGUUUAAAAAGGUGACAUUUGUGAUUGUUACAUAUUUGAGUUUUAUUUUCAUUACAGUAAAUUUAAAACAAAAUAGGUUUUUUUUACCAUUAUAACUUUCAUUUCAAUAACCCAUAAUUUGUUAUGCUAAUGUUAUCAGAUAUAAUAGGGCAUGUUUACAUAUGAAGUCAAAUACAAUCAAAAUUAAGAAACCCGUGCUUCAGUUGUGUUUUGUCUUUUUUUUUAGGUUUUUAGAAGAAUUUCAGAUUUUGUGGGCAUUUUUUAACAAAUAUUAUUAAUCUUGUAUGUCAUGUAUGUUCUUGCCAAAUCUUUUUUUUUUGUAAUGGAAGUUGUCAAUGUGAUUUGUUAAUUAGUUGUAAAUACAGGUUGUUUUUUUAAAUACAUAUCAGUUUUAUGCCCAAAAAAAAAUCUGUAAAGCAAAAAUCGGAGCAACUGUAGGUUUUCUUGUAAUUUUUUUAACAAUGUAUUCAAAUUUUAGAUGUUAUUGCUUCAGAGAUGAUUUUUGUAUCGUAGAGUUGUUGAUAUAUUUGCCCUUUUGUCUCUUGUGAAUAGUUACAUGUAUCAUUCCAUAUCUUUUUAUUUUUGAAGUUUUAUGUUCAAUGGGAGAUAACCCACAAUUUUUGUUUAUUUUUUUUUGUUUAUUUUUUUUUGUUUAAACA